AUGAACGCACAGGGUGCAGCAACCGCCUCUGCAUCUCGAGUUUCCGUCACUCAUCAUCAAAGUCUUCUUCGUAACGUAAGAAAAACUGCUGCCACUGCGAAAUCACGGGCAAUAGAGACACUUGAUCGCAGGAGCGCCUGUCAAUCUAGAGACGCUACUGCAACAGCUAGAGCGAGGGCUGCUGAGACAACGCUACGUAGGAUCUGUGCGAAAUGCUACGAAUGCUGCUAUCACCGUCAGGUCGAGGGCAGUAGAGUCAGGCAAUCCAGGGACGCUGCCGCAACAGAGACCGCUAGGGCUGCUGCGAAUCCGCUCCGUAAGACUGUUCGAAAUGCUACGAAUGCUGCCACUACUGCCACUACUGCCAGGUCGAGGGCAGCUGAAACAUUCGACCGCAGACGCGCCCAUCAAUCCAGGGACGCUGCUGCAACAGCUAGGUCAAGGGUGUCCGAGAGUGCUUUAGCGGGGCAACCCGCAAUGCCCGCAACACUGCAGAGACUUCUGCUGCCAGAAAUUCCGAGGGCCAACAGACAAGGGCAAAGAGAUUUUCAAGGGCUGCUACAAACAUGGCCUCUGUGCGCUUAUCUCAAAUUCCCCAAGCUCGCCGAACACGCCUCGGCGGCGUCAUUCAGAGUUCCUCGCAGUGACGUCAUACUACUACUUCAAGCCUUGCGUCACGAGGUUAAGAGCUACAUUUGCAAUUUCAAAUAUGCUUUCGAAAAUGCUCCGGUUCCUUCCUUCAGCAUUGUAAUUGACGCCGACAAACGGCCUCAUAAUGAAUACGAACGCCGCUACAAUGCUCCUGCGUGCAACGAAAUGGCCGCUAUUAUACAUGGGAAGCAAGACCUCACUCGAGAUAUUGUUCUCAAAUCAAGAGGCGGUGCUCUUUGCAGGAUUUCUGAGUCCCAUCGAUCAUAUGAUGCAUCGCAGUAUCCUUUACAUUUCCCUUAUGUUGACGAUGGCUAA
Messenger RNA from Acanthosepion pharaonis, 966 nucleotides. Lineage: Eukaryota; Metazoa; Mollusca; Cephalopoda; Sepiida; Sepiidae. The record is from the annotation of a GenBank genome assembly.